Molecule: messenger RNA, 1203 nt
Organism: Sclerotinia borealis F-4128
Lineage: Eukaryota; Fungi; Ascomycota; Leotiomycetes; Helotiales; Sclerotiniaceae
Source: the annotation of a GenBank genome assembly
AUGGACAAUCGACCACCACCAUUCGGAGGCGUUAUGAACUUCAGCAAUCACUUGCCAUAUUCGAAUCCUGCACCACCUCAGUUCACCGAUCCAUGGCACACGACUUCGGCUCCAUCUGCAAACUCUAGCAUUUAUGCUCCGACUAGCAUCAAUCCAACUUUGGGACUUGAGGGUAUUGCGAGGCAGCAAGGUGCACGCUUAAAUAAUAAUGUGUCCACGGGACAAUAUCGUAUGACGCCAGUCACUGCGGCAUCAGCAGGUAACCUCUUUACGGAUUUCUCUGGAGCACAACAGGAUUUGCUCACCAGUCAACAAGAUAUGAUGAGCCCCAGCCGUUCUUUACCAGCUGGUUAUGGGAGCGACGCCGGGUAUACUAGCGCGCCGUCGCCUGUUCAUGCUACUUAUGCGUCAGCGCCGUCGCCGUAUGAUGGAACGGGUUAUGCACCAGCACCGGUCUCGACGGUCCGACCUAUGUAUGAGAUUCAACAUCAGGAUCAUUCGAGACGUCUUUCACAGCCGUCAGUAUCCUCCAAUUCCUUUUUCGAUCUCCCUGCCGAUGCGCCGCGGUCCCACCGUCAAAACUCACUUAUUGACUUUUAUGACAGAGGAUUACAAAAUAAUAAUAAUACCGGAUUUCAACGAGAUGCAACACUCGAUGGCGCAAGAGAUAUGGUUGCUAUGAGCCAAAAUACCACACCAAGAAAUAUCUAUGGAGUUUCCCCACGGCUCGGAAGAGGAUCCGGAGAUGCAUACGGAUUCCCAGCAACACAUCCGCCGAAUUCGACAAUCUCUUCGUCAAGCGGCUAUCAAUAUUACGGAUCUGUUGAUGGUUCAGUAUCCGAAUACUCGAAUGGUUCUGAUAUUGAAUCGGUGUCAGCGAGGACAUUACCUCCGCCUGGUAGUAUCCUUGGUGGUGGAGUGCCACCCGCGCCUCAAUCGAUGAUGGGCCAAUUCAGCUCGAAAGUAUCCUCCAGCACACUCAAAAAGCACAAGUGCAAGAUUUGCGAGAAACGAUUCACGCGACCAAGUUCUUUACAAACACAUAUGUAUAGUCAUACUGGGGAGAAGCCGUUUCCUUGCGACAUUGAAGGUUGUGGUAGACACUUCUCAGUCGUAUCUAACUUACGAAGACACAAAAAAGUACAUAAGGGAGACGGAAGAUCGGAAACUGGAUCCGAAGAUCAUCAUCAAUCAGAUGAAUAG